GUAGUUUUUUAAAGGCAUACGACCGGAAAUGAGCCCUUGGAGGCCCGGAUGCGGUGGGAGCGAAAGAAGGAGCGGGGCGGGGAUGAUGGCGGCGCUGAGGCCCGAUGAGGAGCUGGGGCUGCGGGUGACUGAGAUGGAAGAAGAGGAGGGCAUGGGCCGUGGAGAGGAGCAGUCGCUGCAGCUGAACUUGGGGGACCUGGACCUCACCUCAGAUGAGUUCAUCCUGGAUGAAGUGGACAUUCACAUCCAAGCCAACCUGGAGGACUCCCUGGUUCAGGAGGCGCUGAAGACAGGUGUGGAUCUGCGGCAGUACUCCAAGCAGGUGGAACUGGAGCUGCAGCACAUUGAGCACGCCUCCAUCAGGGACUACAUCAAGGAGAGCAAGAACAUCACCUCCCUGCACAACCAGAUCACUGCCUGUGACGCCAUCCUGGAGCGCAUGGAGCAGAUGCUGAGCUCCUUCCAGUGUGACCUGAGCAGCAUCAGCUGUGAGAUCCAGACGCUGCAGGAGCAGUCCGUGGCCAUGAACCUGCGGCUCAAGAACCGCCAGGCCGUGCGUAGCCAGCUCAGCCAGCUGGUGGACGAGCUCGUGGUGCCAGCUGCCAUGAUCAGCACCAUCCUGGAGGCCCCGGUGACUGAGCAGGACUUCCUGGAGCAGCUGCACGAGCUGAACAACAAGAUGAACUACGUGAAGGAGCAGGCCUUCCGCGAGACCAUGGCCUGCACUGACGUGCACAACGUGCUGGACCGGCUGAAGGUCAAGGCUGUGACCAAGAUCCGGGAGUUCAUCCUACAGAAAAUCUACUCGUUCCGCAAACCCAUGACCAACUACCAGAUCCCCCAGAAUGCCCUGCUCAAGUACAGGUUCUUCUACCAGUUCCUGCUCGGGAACGAGCGGUCGGUGGCCCAGGAGCUGCGGGAGCAGUACGUGGAGACCAUGAGCAAGAUCUACCUGUCCUACUUCAAAUCCUACACCAGCCGCCUCAUGAAGAUCCAGUACGAGGAGGUGGCGGAGAAGGAUGACCUGAUGGGAGUGGAGGACACGGCCAAGAAAGGGUUUUUCUCAAAGCCCUCACUGAAGAACCGCAACACGAUCUUCACGCUGGGGAACCGGGGCAGCGUGAUUGGGGGGGCCGAGCUGGAGGGGCCCAUCAUUGUGCCCCACGCUGCCCAGAAGAGCGAUGUCCGCUACCCCUUCGAGUCGCUGUUCCGCAGCCAGCACUACGCUCUGCUGGACAACAGCUGCCGCGAGUAUCUCUUCCUCUGCGACUUCUUCCUGGUGACGGGGCCCAGCGCCCAGGAGCUCUUCAACACCGUCAUGGGCAAGACGCUGGCCAUGUUCCUGAAACACAUGGAUGGGUACGUGUGCGACUGCUACGACAGCAUCGCCAUCUUCCUCUGCAUCCACAUCGUCCUGCGCUUCCGAGCCAUCAUGGCCAAGCGCAACGUCCCCGCCAUCGACAAGUACUGGGACACGCUGCUGGAGAUCCUGUGGCCGCGGUUCGAGUACAUCCUAGAGCUGAAUAUCCAGAGCAUCCAGAACACGGACCCCCAGAGACUGGGCUUCCUGGACACGCGCCCCCACUAUAUCACACGGCGCUAUGCAGAGUUCUCUUCUGCCAUCGUCAGCAUCAACCAGACCUUCCCCAACGAGCGAACCCACACGCUGCUGGGGCAGCUGCAGGUGGAGGUGGAGAACUUCGUGCUGCGGGUGGCGGCUGAGUUCUCAUCGCGCAAGGAGCAGCUCAUCUUCCUCAUCAACAACUACGACAUGAUGCUGAGCGUCCUCAUGGAGCGGGCGGUGGAGGAGAGCAAGGAGGUGGAGGGCUUCCAGCAGCUGCUUUCAGCCCGGUCCCAGGAGUUCAUCGAGGAGAUCCUGUCGCCCCCGUUCGGGGGGAUGAUCGCCUUCGUCAAGGAGUCGGAGUCACUCAUUGAGAAGGGGCAGCUCGACCGACUGCGUGGGGAGGAGGCCCGGGUGACCCAGCUGGUGCGUGGAUUCUCCACCACGUGGAAGGCCUCGGUGGAAUCGCUGAGCCAGGACGUCAUGAGAUCCUUCAGCAACUUCAAAAACGGGACCAGCAUCAUUCAGGGGGCGCUGACCCAGCUGAUCCAGUACUAUCACCGCUUCCACAAGGUGCUGGCGCAGCCGCCCCUGCGCGCCCUGCCGGCCCGCGCCGAGCUCAUCAACAUCCACCACCUCAUGGUGGAGCUGAAGAAACACAAGCCCAACUUCUAGGAGAGGGGAACCUGUGGCCCCCAACCCUGCCCCAGGCCUGGGGGGGGGGAUCGGCACAGCCCCCUCCCCUGUGUGGGCACAGGGGGUUUGUGCCCCCUCUCCCCAGUGCACUGUGGGGAGUGGAAAACCCUUGCCCCACUCUUCCCUUCUCCCCCUGCUGCUGUAACCCACGGGGACCAGUCUAACCCCAGCGCUCCCCACCAACUUGUGGGGCCCCUAUGGUUGGGGGGGCAGCUCCAGGCUGCAGCAGGGACCUGUCCCCCCCAUGUCAGCACCCCUUUCUGCCCUGCAGUGGCUCCCCCCAAGAGAGGGGGAAGGUGAGGGACCUGCAGGUGGGGGUCGGGGGGGCUCUCCCCUCCGCUCCAGGUGGCUUGUGUGUGUAUCUGGCUUUGUACAGUGACAAUAAACUCCCUGCUACUCAC
Molecule: messenger RNA, 2658 nt
Organism: Mauremys mutica (yellowpond turtle)
Lineage: Eukaryota; Metazoa; Chordata; Testudines; Geoemydidae
Gene: VPS52
Product: VPS52 subunit of GARP complex
Exons: 20
Coding region: 29-2236 (735 amino acids)
Biological process (GO): Golgi to vacuole transport; endocytic recycling; lysosomal transport
Cellular component (GO): GARP complex
Molecular function (GO): syntaxin binding
Source: RefSeq, a predicted model, not a curated record